AUGGAAGCAGAUACAAUAUUGGAAGGAUUUUUGAAUAGUAUUAAUAUGCAUGGUUUGAAAUAUAACAAACUGAUAGGUGACGGUGAUAGUUCCGUAACUAAGCGUUUAAAUGAGGUAUUGCCGUAUGGAAAUGAUUUUAGAGUUAAGAAAAUUGAAUGUAAAAAUCACCUACUCAGAAAUUACACUACAAAGUUAUCAGCAAUUGCAAAACAGACGGACUAUCCUAUUUCAAUUAGGAAGCAUAUUUUAACAAAUAUUGUUAGAUUCCGCUCAGAUAUAACAAAGGCAACUAAACAUUACAUCAACUCUGAUAUACCAUUUCAAACAAAGAUUGCAGAACUCCGAAAAGAUAUUUCAAAUAGUCCGUACCAUAGAUUAGGACAGCACAAUAACUGUGCUGUUUAUUUUUGUUCGGGGACAAAAUCUGGCGAAAUAAAUCUUAUUCCAUUGGCAGAACAAUCUAAAAUGAUGACAAGUAUAAAUAAUGUUGUAUACAGAUUACUCACACACGCUGAUAGUUUAAUUGAAAAUGUCGACAAUAAUCCAUGUGAACAAUUGAAUAGUAUAAUUAACAAACAUGUUGGUGGAAAACGUAUUAAUUAUACACAAAAAAAUAAUUAUAAAACCCGAGUGGAAGCUGCAAUUUUAUCGUAUAAUUCAAAAAAUUAUUUGAGAACUCUACAUAAAAAAAUGACAACCGCUAGUCCUGGUAAAACUGCUAAACGAUACAUGUCCAAUAUUGAAAGAAUACGGAAAAACACUGUUAUGAGAAGAAGAAAACUUUUUUGUGAAGGUGGAAAACGGAAAAAACCAAUGAUUAAGUAUAGUGGUCCAGACGCAGAUUAUGGGCUCGCUGAACCAUUAGAUGGAUUAAUUAGUGACAACGAUUUAAAGAAGAAAAAAAAAAAUUUUUUAAAACAAUUAAACGAAGUCAAUAGAGAAGACUUAGAAUAUGUAACUAGAGAACAAAGUCUAAGUAAUGAUUGGCACAAUGAAAGAAAAAAAAGGCUUACAGCAUCAAAUUUUGGUGAGAUAUGCAAGAUGAGAAAAAAUACCAGUUGUCGAAAAAAAGUAUACAGCUUAUUGUACAGACCAAACACAACGUGUAAACAAACAACUUAUGGCAUUCAAAUGGAACCUUUAGCACGAGCUCACUUUGAAACUCUUUAUAAUGUGCAUGUGCAAAUAUGUGGACUAUUUUGUGACAAGGAAUUCUCUUAUUUAGCAGCAACUCCUGAUGGAUUGAUCGGUGAAAAUUCUAUAUUAGAAAUUAAAUGUCCAUUUGCAGCGAAAGACAGUUUAAAUGCAGUUGAAGCGGUAGAAAUGAAAAUGUUACAGUACUGCAGUAUAGAAAACGGAGAACUAACACUUAAAAAAGACCACAAGUAUUAUUAUCAAAUUAUAGGUCAAUUACGAAUAACAAAUCGGAAGUUUUGUUAUUUUGUGAUAUACACUCCGAAUUGGACAAACACCCAAAAAAUUGAGUAUGAUGACGUAUUUUGGAGAACUAAGAUGGUCGACAAAUUAAAACUAUUUUAUUUAGAAUGUUUACUGCCAGAAAUUGUCGAUCCACUGUAUGGAAAACGAUUUUUGACAAGUGAUAUUAGAGAUCCUGACCACAUUAAACACCAAAUAAACAAAAAAUAA
Molecule: messenger RNA, 1647 nt
Organism: Macrosiphum euphorbiae (potato aphid)
Lineage: Eukaryota; Metazoa; Arthropoda; Insecta; Hemiptera; Aphididae
Source: the annotation of a GenBank genome assembly